This is a messenger RNA of Limanda limanda (common dab), 1431 nucleotides long. It is a transcript of the gene eya2, whose product is annotated as EYA transcriptional coactivator and phosphatase 2. Gene Ontology annotation, biological process: negative regulation of extrinsic apoptotic signaling pathway in absence of ligand; positive regulation of DNA repair; multicellular organism development. Gene Ontology annotation, cellular component: nucleus. NCBI's taxonomy places the organism in Eukaryota, Metazoa, Chordata, Actinopteri, Pleuronectiformes, Pleuronectidae. The transcript has 13 exons. Gene Ontology annotation, molecular function: protein tyrosine phosphatase activity. The record is from RefSeq and is a predicted model, not a curated record. The coding region runs from base 1 to 1431 and encodes 476 amino acids.
AUGGCUGCUUACGGACAGACCCAGUACAGCCCGGCGCUCCAGCCGGCGGGACCUUACGCUCCGUACACUCACCACACGCAGGGCUACAGCAUGCCGUCGUACAAUAUUAAAACAGAGGACGGUCUGAGUCACUCUCCAGGACAGACCACAGGACUGUUGGGAUACUCGAACUUCAGCAGCUCGACUCCCAGUCCGAGUCUCUACAGCUACUCACACACACACGGUGCUGGAAUUCCAUCUGGAAUAUUUCAAGGCUCCCAUGCAAUCUCCAGUACAACCGCAUUCAACCCAACCCAGCAGGAGUUUUCAGCGUACUCGAGCUACAGCCAGGGUCAGUACUCUCAGUAUUACAACUCACAUCACUACAACAGCCCGUACCUAACCGGCAGCAACAUCAGCCCUGCCAUCACGGCUCCGUUAGCCUAUCAGCAUCCAGAGCACCCGGUCAUGCUGCCCAAUCACAGCCCAGAGUCACACACAGCAGAGUACCACCCACCGCCUAGUCCCCCCACACCAGGUAAAGAGGAGGGGGUCCCAGCCCGGCGGGGGUCCGAUGGGAAGUUGAGAGGCAGGAAACGAGCGAGUGACCCGGCUCCACCGCUGGACUCUGACAUCGAGCGGGUGUUUAUCUGGGACCUGGAUGAAACCAUCAUCAUUUUCCAUUCGCUCCUCACGGGAACCUUCUCCUCACGAUUUGGCAAGGACUCGUCCAAGGCCGUGUCUCUUGGUCUGUGGAUGGAGGAGAUGAUCUUCAAUCUGGCUGACUCCAGACUCUUCUUCAACGAUCUGGAGGAAUGUGACCAGGUUCAUAUUGAUGACGUGGCAUCAGAUGACAACGGACAGGACCUGAGCACUUACAACUUUGGGUCGGACGGCUUCCAGAGCCCAGCGGGGGCCGGCUCUCUGUGCCUGGGGUCGGGGGUCCAUGGGGGGGUGGACUGGAUGAGGAAACUGGCUUUCCGAUACCGCAGAGUCAAGGAGAUCUACAACACGUACAAGAAUAAUGUUGGUGGUUUGCUGGGCAGCCCCAAGCGAGAGGAGUGGCUGCAGCUGAGGCGAGAGAUGGAGGUGCUGACUGACCUGUGGCUGACUCAGGCUCUCAAAGCUCUGGCGCUCAUCAACUCCAGGCCGAACUGUGUGAACGUGUUGGUGACGACCACCCAGCUCAUCCCAGCUCUGUCCAAGGUGCUGCUGUACGGACUGGGCUCAGCUUUCCCAAUAGAAAACAUAUACAGUGCCACCAAAACAGGCAAGGAGAGCUGCUUCGAGCGCAUCUCCCAGAGAUUCGGGCGGAGAGCAGUGUACGUGGUGAUAGGAGAUGGAGCCGAAGAAGAGGCUGUGGCCAAGAAGAAGAACAUGCCGUUCUGGAGGGUGUCCUGUCGGCCUGAUCUGGAAGCUCUGAGCCAUGCACUGGAGCUGGACUACCUCUAG